This is a messenger RNA of Andrographis paniculata, 2295 nucleotides long. RefSeq names its product rhamnogalacturonan I rhamnosyltransferase 1-like. Lineage: Eukaryota; Viridiplantae; Streptophyta; Magnoliopsida; Lamiales; Acanthaceae. The transcript is spliced from 7 exons. The record is from RefSeq and is a predicted model, not a curated record. Gene Ontology annotation, cellular component: chloroplast; cytoplasm. Bases 509 to 2011 code for a protein of 500 amino acids.
UUUUAAUUAAUCUUUCUCCCUUUCUUUUUUGCCUGCUUUUUGCUGAAAAUAGGAGAGAAUUUUGUGCAGUUAAUUCGACAUUUGUAACCAUUUUGCUGAACUAACUAUUCAUUUCGUGAAAAUUACUCCUUCCCCAUUUAAUUUUGACACAAAUUUCCUCGUGAAACUACGGAAUUCGUCUCCAUCUCUCCAGAUUUUCCAUUUUCUUCACUCUCCUCCUUGAGAUCCCAUUCUUCAAUCUUCAAUAUUCAAUCCUGUGCCUCGAAUCAGUUUUUGUUUUUGCUUUUGCAAUUCGAGCAAGCGUUAAAAGGUUUUAUUCCACUUCUCCACGUUUUUGCAACUGGGCUUCCGAUCAAAUCCCACAUUGUACUUUGAAGAUUGAAUCUUUGGGACACCACGGCGCACAUUCGACAUCCGGCGCAUGAAAAUGUUUGUGUUUGUGUGCGAAUUCUAUGUCAUGCUAAGGAUGGUUCGAAAAUGAGAUGUCGGCGGUGGAAAUGCCGGCGAAAUGGAGAUUGGCGUUAGAUCAGAGAGGAGUAUGGAGAAAGUGCCGCCAUUGUUGGGGCAGGUGAUGCCGAGGACGCGGCUUCAAGUGUGGUUUAUUAGGGUUUGUUCCACCAUCCUAAUAUGGACGUGUUUGGUUCAGCUUGUGGCAGUGGGGCAUCUAUGGCAUCCUCAUUUGCUUUCCAGAUUCAUGGGUUUCACCAAAAUGUCUGCUCGCGACCAACCCUCAUUGCCUCCUCCUCCUCCUCCUGUUCCUGCCCGGAAUUACUCGAGCAAUGGUUUUCUAAGAGUAUCUUGCAAUGGCGGCUUGAAUCAGAUGCGUUCCGCGAUCUGUGACAUGGUGGCUGUUGCUCGGCUUUUAAAUCUUACGCUGGUUGUUCCUGAGCUUGACAAAACAUCGUUCUGGGCUGAUCCUAGCAAUUUUGAGGAUAUAUUUGAUGUGAGCCAUUUCAUCAAUUCAUUAAGAGAUGAAGUUCGGAUAAUCAAGAGGCUGCCGAAGAAAUUCAGUGCGCGUUAUGAACAUCAACCUCUUGAGAUGCCGCCUGUUAGUUGGUCCAAUGAGCAAUACUACUUGCAACAGAUCCUGCCUCUUUUUCGCAAGCACAAAGUGAUACACUUCAACAGGACAGAUUCCCGGCUGUCGAACAAUGGGAUCUCUUUGGAGCUUCAGAGGCUGAGAUGCCGUGUAAAUUUUCAGGGGCUAAAGUUCACGCCUAAAAUAGAGGAGUUUGGAAACAAAUUGAUUCGUAUUAUACGGGGGAAGGGACCUUACGUGGCAUUGCAUUUACGAUAUGAGAUGGAUAUGUUGGCUUUCUCAGGUUGCACUCAUGGCUGCACUGAUCAAGAAGCCGAAGAGCUCAAAAGAAUGAGGUAUGCAUUUCCAUGGUGGAAGGAGAAAGAGAUCAUAUCAGAAGAACGAAGAUCACAGGGCCUAUGCCCUCUCACUCCGGAAGAGACUUCUUUGAUUCUACGGGCGUUGGGUUUCGACAAAAACACCCAAAUCUACAUUGCAUCGGGCGAGAUCUAUGGCGGCGAAAGGAGGCUUACAGCCCUAAGAGCUGCCUUUCCAAGGAUUGUGAAGAAGGAAAUGCUGCUUGAUCCUGAAGAUCUGAGGCAGUUCCAAAACCGUUCGUCACAAAUGGCAGCGCUGGAUUUUAUGGUAUCUGUAGCCAGCGAUGUUUUUGUUCCUACAUACGACGGCAACAUGGCGAGGGUGGCUGAAGGCCACCGGAGGUAUCAAGGGCACAAGAAAACAUUCCAAUUGGAUCGAAGGAAAAUUGUGGAACUGCUGGACUCUUACCAGAAUGGAACACUAGUGUGGGACGAGUUCUCAGCUGCUGUCCGGCUGGCCCAUGAACAAAGAAUGGGACAGCCAACGCGCCGAAAGGUCAUCCCAGACAAGCCUAAAGAAGAAGACUAUUUCUACGCUAAUCCUGAAGAGUGCCUGUGCGACGACGCGGGUUGUGGCAACUCAUCAGGCCCUAGCAACUCAACUCAAGUACAGUGAGGCAAUCGGUCGGAAAUCUCCUCAGGUUCAGGACCCCUGCAAUGUGAUCCUAUUUCUAUAUAGGCUAAGUGACUGAAAGCAGCACAACACACCAUUAAUAAACCAGGCUUGAAUGGAAAAAAAACAAGAAAGCUUGUAGGGAAUCACAACAGAAGCAGGUGAAACAAUGGAUGAGAAGAGAAAUGAGGGGUUGUGUUUUUAGGGCUUAAACUUCUGACGUGCAUUCUGUUCAUAGCUAUCUAUUUUCUUGUUCAAAUGGCAGGCAGUUCCACAACUUCUUGAUA